Molecule: messenger RNA, 1336 nt
Organism: Phalaenopsis equestris
Lineage: Eukaryota; Viridiplantae; Streptophyta; Magnoliopsida; Asparagales; Orchidaceae
Product: probable vacuolar amino acid transporter YPQ1
Exons: 12
Coding region: 73-1152 (359 amino acids)
Source: RefSeq, a predicted model, not a curated record
GUGCAAUGGGUAGAAAAAUAUUUCAAGGAUUGCGUUUGUGACAUCAGAAGCGAAAUUUCUUUCAGCCUUGGUAUGUUCAGCUUGCUUUUCUGGGGCACUGCCGAGGUUCCUCAGAUCGUUACAAACUUCCGUACCAAGUCCGGCCAUGGCGUCUCCAUCGCCCUCCUUCUCACUUGGUUCAUUGGGGAUAUAUUUAACUUGGUUGGUUGCCGCCUCGAACCGGUUACGCUGCCAACUCAAUACUACACGGCUCUGCUUUACACGGCAGUCACGGUGGUGUUAAUUUUGCAAACCUUUUACUAUGACUACUAUGGCAGACUUCGGAAAGCGAAUAAUUCCCUCACUAAAGCUGAUGAUGAUGAGGAUGGGGACCAUGUAGAAGCAAUGAAGAAACCUUUAAUUGAUCCAAAGCGCAAGGGCGAAGUCAAAGCCGUACCAACUAAGACUUCAAAUAGAGGGUCUCCGCGCACUGACACCUAUUACAUGUCGGCGAGGUCCUUGACAAGCAGUACCGGGACGCCGUCGUACCUACAAACAACGCAUCUAGUUGGCAGAUUUGGCAGCGGGCCUUCAACCGUGGCAGCAAUGCACGACUCCUCCUCUGACGAGGAAGAGGACACCGGCGAUGCCCAUUUUUAUUCCAAUCUAUUCCCCAAGCCCACCUCCUCUACAGCUAGUGGGUAUGCAGCACUCAUCAUAGGUUCCGCUGGCUUGCCGUCUCAGGCCAGCGCUUUUACGGAAGCAAAUAUCGGCAGAAGAAUAUUAAAGAACACAGGGUUGAUGACAAUGGGGUCCAAUCCUUACGGAAUGGCCUUGGGGUGGGUGAUGGCUGCCAUUUAUAUGGGAGGACGUUUGCCUCAAAUUUAUCUAAAUAUCAAACGAGGAGGCGUUGAGGGUUUAAAUCCUCUUAUGUUCACAUUUGCUAUAAUUGCAAACGCAACCUAUGUCGGGAGCAUACUAAUGAGGAGUACUGAAUGGAAUAUGCUAAAGGCUAACGCACCUUGGUUGUUGGAUGCCGUUGUUUGUGUGCUACUGGACCUAUUUAUUAUAUUGCAGUUUGCAUACUACAAAUUUGCUGCUAGAAGAGCUACAGACGAUGACCUUCCAGACAGUGAUGACGUAUCUAACGAGGCCAAGAAGAUACUUGCUUGAAUCUUUUUGUACCAAAGCUCAUGCGUGUUUUAAUUAAUUACGAAGCCCUACGAUUAAUUAGAAGCUUAUGCAUAUUUGAUUGCCUUCUUGUACUCUAAAAAACGGACAAAAAAUUAGUCAUCCGCAUUUUGAUGUUAAUUCCCCAACCCUCCUCUCCCUCUCCCUCUCCCUCUCGUUUGAGAAG